AUGACAUUAGCAAUGCCUUUUAUUCAAGCUGCAGCCAUUACCAUGAACAAUCUACGUGACAUCCGAGCGCAAGUGAACCACAGUUCUGAUGACGGGAGAAAGGAGCUCCAUGAGCUCCUGCUUAGGUAUGCGAACAUCUUCCUAUGGCAAGGUGAGAAAUUGGGACGAAAAAAUAUCAUCAAAAAUAUGAUUGACACAGGCGAAGCUAGAUCUAUCUGGCCACCACGCAGACUUUUUCCACUACCUCUGCUAGAAGAAGCAAACCGUUGGGUUGAAGCCGUGAAAUCACAAGACACUGAAACAGUUGCUACAAAGGGUCCACCACCGGUUGGAUACGAAUAUGAGUUUUUCACUGUUUGCAAUCGCCUCUGUUUUCCUUACCCCUAUUCUACUCACCCUCUUAUUUUCAUUAAGCUCUCAUUUUCAUUCUUAUUUACAAUACAUUUUAAGCCAAACCCAAUGCCACAAAGUGGCAUUAAUCCCAAUACCAACAUGACUGCCACAGUGGGCGUAAUCACGGUCAAUUUACCAGUUUUGUGUUCAUGCAUAAAUAUACAGAUUAAAAUACCCAUCUUCAAUAGUUUAUAA
This is a messenger RNA of Echinococcus granulosus, 588 nucleotides long. RefSeq lists its product as hypothetical. The record is from RefSeq and is a predicted model, not a curated record. Bases 1 to 588 code for a protein of 195 amino acids. The transcript has 3 exons. Lineage: Eukaryota; Metazoa; Platyhelminthes; Cestoda; Cyclophyllidea; Taeniidae.